UGUCAGAGGGAGCAGCCAUGCAGGUGCUCACAAAGCGCUACCCCAAGAACUGCCUGUUGACUGUCAUGGACCGCUACUCGGCUGUGGUGCACAACAUGGAACAAGUGGUGAUGAUCCCCAGCCUUCUGCGUGACGUACAGCUGAAUGGGCCUGGGGGCCGAGCACAGACGGGGGCCCCUGAUCUCUACACCUACUUCACCAUGCUCAAGGCCAUCUGUGUGGAUGUGGACCAUGGGUUGCUGCCCCGGGAGGAGUGGCAGGCCAAGGUGGCAGGUGGCGAAGUGGAAGAGGCUGAGAAUGAAGCUGCUGAGACGGAGGAGGCUGAGGAGGAGAGGAUCUCAGGGGAGCUGGACCUGGAAGCCCAGUUCCAUCUGCACUUCUCCAGCCUCCAUCACAUCCUCACCCAUCUCACUUUGAAAGCACAGGAGGUGACGAGGAAAUACCAGGAAAUGACGGGACAGGUCCUGUAGGCCUUGGACUCUAGGGAAGUUCAUCUAUGCAAUAGAAGACGGACUCUACGAAGGACAUGCAGCUGUUUGCUAGCUCUGACAACGAGAUCAGAAAAGCCUAGGCCUGCAGCAGGAAGUGAAGUCAAGCAACUUUGGUCUCUGAUCUGCUUCCCUACCUGCCUCUGCACACUAAUUUGCAGACUCUAGUCACUGGCUCACCUUUAGGAUGUUGCUAUUCAUAACUCCCUUGCUCCUCUUAUGGGCUUGGGAUGGUACAGUAGUCAGCUUUCAUCACUUUCUAUAAAAAUACCUGAUAGGAGCGUCUUCAGAAGGAAGGUUUGUGGUUUGGAGAAUCACAGGCCAAGAUGGAUGGGAGAAUCACAGGCCAAGUGGUUCAACAUCUGGAGCAGCCAGAGCUUGGUGGAGGGAUAUUACACGGCUAACCAGGAAGAAGGAACAAGGAGACUCAUCUGUUCUCUGUGGUCUCAUAAUGCCAUCACAGUUGAAUUCCUGGGCACCACCUCAUUGGCUUUAUAAAAUCCAAUCAUUUCCCUAAGGCCCCAGCUUCAGACACAACUGGAUGAAACCUCCGACCUUACCAACAAACUGUUUAUCUAUUACCUAAAGCUUUGGAGCUUCUUAGGUUUGGGGAGUUACGUGCUGUUCAAACCUUACAGGUGGCUCAUGUGGGACAAGUUACCUAUCUUCUGAUAUGGUCAAGAACAUAGGUGUUAGUUUGUGACCAAAACUCACAUCCCUCUUCUUGGCAAUCAUUCACUGUGGAACCUUGGG
This is a messenger RNA of Ochotona curzoniae (black-lipped pika), 1241 nucleotides long. RefSeq names its product thyroid hormone responsive (gene THRSP). Gene Ontology annotation, cellular component: cytosol. Lineage: Eukaryota; Metazoa; Chordata; Mammalia; Lagomorpha; Ochotonidae. Gene Ontology annotation, biological process: regulation of lipid biosynthetic process. The transcript is spliced from 2 exons. The coding region runs from base 18 to 470 and encodes 150 amino acids. The record is from RefSeq and is a predicted model, not a curated record.